AAGCCAAUGAUGAAUUUAUUCAGGUAUGUAAAAGAAAGUUAUUUUGUUAUAUUAAACUAGAAAAAUAUAAAAAUUAUGAUCGUUUCUUUAAGAUGUAUAUGACAGUAAUAUAUUAUAUUUGAAAGAUUUCAAUUAUGAUAUACUUUGACGCAUUCAUAAACAGGAACAUGAACUCUAUUGUACAUCUAUUGAUUCUACAUAUAUGAUAUAUUUUCAAAGAUGAAUUUCAACAUGAAAAGAUCAGAUCAUCUAAGAAGUAGACACAAAACAUACAAAUUGUUGAAUGUGUUUUGAAUGUAACAUUGUUAAUUGACACUUUUAAAGUUUAAUAUUGUCUAGUUUUUUUUCUUCAAUAAUAUCAUGAAUUAAACAGUGAAAUUAUAACAAAAAUCAAUUUUUACAAUGAGAUCUUGUUCUGUUGAUCAGAUUUCAAUAGUUUUAUCAGUUUAGUGGUUGUGGAGAUUGUUAAGUUUUUAAUUGAGAUCAUGAACCGAUUGAUGUUGAGGCUAGAAGUUAACACCAUUGGAUGAAGGCUCAGUGGUUCAGUAGGUUAAGCGUUUGAGCGCGAGACUGAAGGCCCUGGGUUCGAAUCCCGCGAGCGGGGCCGUGGAUGCGCACUACUGAGGGGUCCCACAAUAGGAUGAAACGGCCGUCCAAUGCGUCCGGGUUUUCAAUGGUGAUCUAACAUCAAUCGGUUCAUGAUCUCAAUCUAAUAAUUUAUUUUAGUUAGUUCAAUGUUCAUUAUUUUAAAACUUUUGUAAAUUCUCAUUAUUUGAAUAUACAUUUAAUAUACAUGGUAAUGAAAGACAAAGAAGAUUUGCAAAUGAUGUAUUUAGUGUAUGAAUUUUACCAUAAUUUUGAUUUCCCCACCUGAGUUGUCAUUCACUAUACAUACUUCUGAUGAAUGUCAGUAACCAUGAGAGCGUUGACAUUUGAUGUAAAAUCGAUAUUCAACAGAGUUAGAGAAAGUACAAAAGAAAACUCUUUUUAUGAAUAACGAAUUUAAAGGAGUUAUGGUUGUUGAAUAAAACUUUCUACUCAGCUAAGCUUCGAAUUGUUUUCUUAAACCGGCCUACCAUCUAUGGAUGUGUUAAGGAUAAACUUCCACUUUGAGCCAUAUCAAUGUGCAUCUAUAAGUUUACUUGCUCAUGUGGAUCAGGUUAAAUUGGCCACAUAAGAUGAUCACUUUCCAAGUGCAUCUCAGAACACUACCCGGAAUGGCUUUUCAAAGGAGAAUGCAAAAAAAUUAUCAGUUCAAUACAGCAGCAUCUAAUCAACUCUGAACACAUAGUUCCGAAGGAGUCUUCUUUUAAAAGGAACUGGAUCGAAGGGAUGUCGAAUCAAAAACUUAUGAACUACUGAGGCAUCGGCGAUUCAUCAAUUCAAGCUCGAACCCUGCGUGUGAAAACGAGUGCAAUUAUUACGAAUCUUAUUCAAACUGUAUAUAUUAUAUAUCCAUAUUGGACAUUUAAUACAAGUUAUGCAUAUACAUCUAGUUUAGGUAUAACAACAAUUAAUAAUACAAAACAAAUUUGUAUGUGUCUUAAUAUUAAUACUACUGAUAAUAAUACUGAUAAUGAUGUUGAUAACGAAGAAGAGGGUAGUUGUAAAACUCGUAACCAAGAUAAUCCUUUAAAUGAUUUUAUAUUAUCAUCAAAUCAAUGUCCUAAAACAUGGUUAUAUCAUUAUAUUGAAUUAAAUUCAUUAACAGCAUCAAAUAUUUUACGUUAUUCAAAUUAUUGGUCAUUAAAUAAAUUAUUAAAUUUAAAUUUAAUAAAUCAUUCUAAAACAAUAACAUUUGAUCACCAAGGUAAUCAACCAAAUCCUUCUCCUCCUCCUCCUCCUCCUCAUCAUCAUCAUCAUCAUCGUCAUGAUGAGUAUUUACCAUUAAUACUUGAUAUUGAUGAAGAUUUUUUUGGUGUACACCUAGUUACACAUAAUUUAUUAAAAUCUGGUUUAAAUAUAAAUUUUAUUCAUACAAUGAAUUCAAUUAUUUCAUUAAUAUUUUGUCCAAUUCAUUAUAUUAAUGAAAUACAUAUUGAUCAAAUUUAUCGUUGGUUACUUGAAUAUAUUUAUAUCAAUAAACAUUUAAGAAAUAAUUAUAAAUCAAUAAUCGAUCAUAAUCAAUUAAUGAUGAUCUUAAAGAAAAUCAAUAAAACUCUUCAAAUCACUGAUAUAUUCUGUUAUAAUUAUACAUUAUAUUUAAUAAAAUUAAAUGAAUUAUUUAUAAAUAAUACAAUUACAUAUCAUCAAAUUGAUGUAUUAAAAUAUAUUGGUGUUUGUUUUACUAAUUCAUUAAUAACUUAUCAAUAUAUACCAGAAAUACAUUUAUGUUUAGGGCAUAAUUUACCGAAUCAAUCAUUAGUAGAUGAAUUUUUACCAAUAUCAAAUGAUUUAUUAAAAUUAGCUAUACAUUUUACACAAAUUUUAUUAACAAUCCCAUAUCAACCAAAUAUAAUUACUAUAGCACGGUCAUCACGUGAUGGUUAUACACCUAGAUGGUUACAAUAUGAUAUUGAAUUGAUGAUAAUAAAUAUAUUAAAAAAAGUAUUUCAUUUAACUGAAAAGAAUAUAAUUUAUACAAAUCAUUUAGCUGGUGAUAAAUAUCAUGGUUGGUAUCAUCGAUUUACAUAGAAACAUGAAAAUCAAUAAAAUACAUAUGCCAAUAACAGACUAAUCAAUUUCAGUCUUAAACCUCAAUGGGAAGAUACAACUCAAACAAUACCAAAACCAUAAUUGAACUAACCUCAUUUUCGGAUCGAAUCCCACCAAUAUUAAUCUGUUAUAUAUGCAUAUAUAUAUAUAUAUAUAUAUAUAUAUAUAUAUAUUCAUAUUUCCUCAUAAUUUUAUUAUUACUAUGAUACACAUAUUUUAUUAAUAUUUGAAUGAAAACGUAAUGUAUUUCAAUGGACAGAUAACAUUCCAUUAAGAUAUAAAUAGAGUUAAAGAGAUGUAAUUCUUCAAUUGAAAGUAUAAUUUGUUAAGUUCAUGAUCAUGAUAUGCAGUUGUAGACAUUUUAGAAUUAUAAAUCAUACUUUUGUUACA
This is a messenger RNA of Schistosoma curassoni, 3045 nucleotides long. The record is from the annotation of a GenBank genome assembly. NCBI's taxonomy places the organism in Eukaryota, Metazoa, Platyhelminthes, Trematoda, Strigeidida, Schistosomatidae.